Molecule: messenger RNA, 2652 nt
Organism: Glarea lozoyensis ATCC 20868
Lineage: Eukaryota; Fungi; Ascomycota; Leotiomycetes; Helotiales; Helotiaceae
Product: Zn2/Cys6 DNA-binding protein
Exons: 4
Coding region: 1-2652 (883 amino acids)
Biological process (GO): DNA-templated transcription; regulation of DNA-templated transcription
Molecular function (GO): zinc ion binding; DNA-binding transcription factor activity, RNA polymerase II-specific; DNA binding
Source: RefSeq, a predicted model, not a curated record
AUGGCGGACGGCAAGGAGGCGAAUCAGGUCCUUGUGCAAUCCGGGUUCAGCGGAGAUCAGCAAGCAAGCGUUGGACCAUCAUCAAAGAAGAAGUCAAGGAGUAGAGCGGACGAUGCAGCAUCCAAAAGGAGAUGUGUGAGCACCGCGUGUAUCGCGUGUAGAAAGCGGAAAAGCAAAUGUGAUGGGAAUACCCCGAGUUGCGCCGCUUGUGCAAGCGUGUAUGGCACUGAGUGCAUCUACGAUCCCAAUAGCGACCAUCGACGGAAAGGUGUAUAUAAGGAAAAAAUCGAUAGCUUGAAAACGCGAAACUCAACUUUACAAACGCUCGUGCAAGCGAUUUUAAAUGCCGCGGAGGACGAUGUGCCAGAUCUGAUAAGACAAAUACGGACAUGUGAGAGUUUGGACGAUGUCGCGGACAAUAUACUUCGCCAGGAGCAAGGACUUGAAGACGACGACGAUCUGCUAGAUGACAAUACCGCCUAUACCACCUCGACCUUGCCAACGUUCGAAACCGAGUUAUCGGGAAAGAUGGGAGAAUUAAGGCUAGAAAACGGAUCGGUACGUUUUAUUGGUGGCACGUCGAAUCUAAUAUAUCUCGAGCCGACGGAUGAUGAGGACCAUAUGGCUGGGAUGGAAGCGUAUACGCAACAGGACCAGCCGUUGACAACUUGGACGACGGUUACAACUGAUACCGAGCUUAUCGUGCAUCUAAUCAAUAUGUAUUUCACCUGGCAUUAUCCUUUCUUCAGCACAUUAUCCAAAGGCCUCUUCUAUAGGGACUUUCUCCGAGGCAAGCCUGACGGCAACCCAAAACGGACCAUAUACUGCUCGAGUUUGCUGGUAAACGCCAUGCUAGCUUUAGGAUGUCACUUUACCAGCUCACCAAAGGCAUGUGCGGAUCCCAACGAUCCUACUACAAAGGGCGAUGCAUUCUUUGCAGAAGCGAAAAGACUGAUUGUAGAUAACGACGAAUACGAAAAGCCUAGGUUGACCACCGUGCAAGCUCUGUGCCUGAUGUCUGUUCGUGAAGCUGGUUGUGGUAGAGAAGCCAAAGGAUGGGUAUAUAGUGGAAUGAGUUUUCGCAUGGCCCAAGAUAUGGGCCUAAAUCUUGACUCUGGUGGGAUGACGAAUAACCGAGAACACAUGGAUGAACAAGAGAUUGAUGCACGGCGAAUAACAUUCUGGGGCUGCUUUCUGUUCGAUAAGUGUUGGUCCAAUUACCUGGGAAGAUUACCACAGCUUCCUGUGUCCAAUAUAACGGCGCCAAAGUACGAUGUUUUUCCAAACGAGGAUGCCGAUAAAUGGUCCCCAUAUACGGAUAGUGGCAUAUCACAAUUAAACGUCCAAGCAUCUAGGACCAGAGCCAUCGCAUUACAGAUCUCCUCAUUAUGUGAGAUAAGUAGCGAUUUGUUGAUUUUCUUCUACCAUCCGCAGCAUCUGGAGAGAUCUGUCGGGAGAUCUCAAGAACUGAAAAAGUUGAGCGAGUUGCAAACACGGCUUGAAGCCUGGCGCCGAGAUCUUCCAAAGGAGCUGGAACCAAAAGAUGGACAGCUACCUAAUGUUCUGCUCAUGCAUAUGUUCUUCCAGUUAUUAUAUAUUCAUCUCUUCAGGCCAUUUCUGAAGUACAAUCCCUCAAACUCACCUCUUCCUUCUCAUGUGUCGCCUAGAAAGCUCUGCACACAAGCUGCAGGAGCAAUCUCGAAACACAUGCGUCUGUACAAGCGAACCUACGGCUGUCGACAGAUAUGUAAUAUCGCAGUCUACAUGGUACAUUCCGCGUGUACAAUACAUCUUUUGAACCUGCCAGAAAAGACCGCAAAAAGAGACAUUGUUCACGGUGUAAAACACCUCGAGGAGAUCGCCGAAGAUUGGCUGUGUGCCAGAAGAACCUUGAGUAUUUUGAGUGUACUGGCCAGAAAGUGGAAGAUUGAGCUCCCGGAAGAAGCUGCCACCGUUCUUGCCAGAACUGAUGUCAAGUUCGGUCAUUUCAGCACAUCAGAUGUGCCAUCACCUAAACAGGAAUUGGUAGUCGCAACACCCCCUUCUUCAAUACCCUCACCUCCACAGCCCUCCCGCGCUCAGCUACAGAUGUCGAACUCACGGGAUCCAAACCAAUUGAGACAAAGUAUCUACAGCUAUGUUCCAGACAGCGGGGUGUCGAUGGCCGGCGCACAACAGACUUUGCAGAACGCUCGAAAUCCCCCGACUUCUGGUUCGAUGAACAGCAUGCCUUACGAUACGACUCUAUCUUCCGUACCAUAUACACGUAACAAUUAUGGCACUCAUUCCACAAACACUUCCGUAUCUGUACUAAGUCCAGAUAGCAAUUUGCCUCGCAACAAUUCUGGUACCACCACAACUUCGACUGAAACUUCUGGGACCAUGACUCGGCAAGUGAGUCCAAACACAAUGUUUGGUGGCGUUGAUGCGCUAGUUGACAGCCAAGACUGGUGGUUGAGGGAUCAAGCAAGUCUUGUCCUUGGCUUUGACAACUGGAUGAGUACAGGAGGUAGCGAUGGCAUGGGUAACGGCAGUGGAACUUCCCCAGAAUUAACGAAUCUACCGAACAACCCCGCCUCCGGAUUUUUCAUGUCGAGCAACGUGAACGGUGGCGGGGUAGAUGCAUUUGCAGAUGACGAAUGGUAUGGAUGA